Aplosporella prunicola CBS 121167 is the source of this 1376-nucleotide messenger RNA. RefSeq lists its product as uncharacterized. The record is from RefSeq and is a predicted model, not a curated record. The transcript is spliced from 4 exons. NCBI's taxonomy places the organism in Eukaryota, Fungi, Ascomycota, Dothideomycetes, Botryosphaeriales, Aplosporellaceae. Bases 38 to 1027 code for a protein of 329 amino acids.
UUUCAUGGGCAAAUGCGAUAAAAAAACGACGUUUGAGAUGCUCGAUUUCUUCUACGAGAACGGCGGCAACUUUAUCGACACGGCCAACAACUACCAAAAUGAGCAGAGCGAGGAGUGGGUUGGCGAGUGGAUGCAACAGAGGAAGAACCGUGAUGAGAUGAUCAUCGCAACCAAGUUCACGACGACUUAUCCCGCCCCUGAAUCGAACAAGAAGAUCAAGAGCAACUUCCAAGGCAACCAUGCCAAGAGCUUGCGUGUAUCCGUUGAAGCGAGCUUGAAGAAGCUUCAGACCGAUUACAUUGAUCUGUUGUAUCUGCACUGGUGGGACUUUUCGACGUCCAUACCCGAGCUCAUGACGAGCCUCCACCACCUUGUCCAGAAUGGCAAGGUAAUCUACCUCGGUAUCUCUGACACUCCUGCUUGGGUCGUCAGCAAGGCCAACCAAUACGCCCGUGAUCACGCUUUGACUCAGUUCAGCGUUUACCAAGGACGAUGGAGCGCCGCUAGCCGCGACUUCGAACGCGACAUCCUUCCCAUGUGCCAUGACGAAGGCAUGGCGCUUUGCCCGUGGGGUGCCCUUGGCGGAGGAAACUUCAAGACCGAGGAAGAGAUGAGCAAGGGCGAGGGCCGUAAGAUGCACAAACAGACGGAGGAACAAAAGAAGAUUGUCGGUGCUCUGGAAAAGCUUGCGAAGAAGAAGAAUACCCUCAUCACCAGCAUCGCCCUUGCUUAUGUUAUGCACAAAGCUCCCAAUGUAUUCCCUAUCGUUGGCGGGCGCAAGAUCGAGCACUUGAAGGGCAAUAUUGAUGCCCUUGCUAUCAGCCUUAGCGAGGAAGAGAUCGAUGAGAUUGACAAUGCCGUUCCGUUCGAUGUUGGCUUCCCGAUGACAAUGCUCUUUGAGAUGAACGGCGGUAAGUACAAAACCAGCAUGACAACGGCCGACGUCGGGUUGCGCACCCCUGCCGGAUGGUUGGACACAGUUGAGAAACCUAAGCCUAUCAGGCCCCGCGACUUGAGUGGCAACUAAGCAGUGGAUUGUGGAUACGUGAUAGUAGCACAGACGGUGAAUUGGUCCGCCAGUAUGUAGUUGGAAGUACAUUGACUUCUUUGGCGCAACAACAAAUUUUACAUGUGAGCUCUAACGUCCGUCACCGUGAAGCGAGAUGGUGAUACUUGUACAGAGUAGAAGAAGAGACCUAGUAAGGUGUGUAGAGUCUGCGUAUGCUCUAAGACCUUUUUAUCCAUACCCGGGACUCGGGCUGGGAGCUAGGCAAGGAGUACUCUGUAGGGACUGGUUGUAUCGUCCUUUGUCUCGCUAUACGGUGGAUCUCGGUUCGCAAUGACGGACGUUAUAAUUUGAUACGAGUUAUUUGUAA